AUCAAGUGUCUCUGACUGUGAGUCCCAGCAGCUCUCAGAUGUUUGAAGGACAGACUGUCUCUCUGAGCUGUGAGGAGGACGACAGCUCUGCUGGAUGGACUCUGAGGAGGAACACAACCAGAGAAACCAGGACUCAAUGUGGAGGGGGCUGGGGAAGACCUGCUGGUUCCUCCUGUACCAUCAGCUACAUGGUCCCGUGGUACAGUGGGGAGUACUGGUGUGAGUCCAGAGAGGGAGCAACCAGUACCAGCAUCAGCAUCACUGUCCCUGGUGGACCAGUGAUCCUGCAGAGUCCUGUCCUCCCUGUGACGGAGGGACAAGACCUCACUCUGCACUGUAGGACAAAGACGUCCUCCAACCUCCCAGCGUCUUUCUAUAAAGAUGGCUCCUUCAUCGGGACUGGGCCUGCAGGUCACAUGACCAUCCCCCAUGUCUCCAGGUCUGAUGAAGGCCUCUACAGGUGCAACAUCAGCAGUGUUGGAGAGUCCCCCCCCAGCCGGGUCUCUGUCUCAGGGAGACCAGAGACCUCAGACCCUCUGGCCUCAGACCCCGUCCCCCUUGUGGUGAGACUAGUGGUCCACCUGGUGGUGUUCUGUCCGUACUGCAUCUCCACCUUCAUCAUGGUGUCUCUGUAUCGAUGCAGGACCACAGGAAAGAGCCCCCCUCUCGCCACGGUGACAACCCCCCCCACCCAGGCUGAGGAGGGAUUGGAUGACAACUAUGAUGAUGUCAUCGCCGCUGUCACCAGAGAGCAUCACUUCUGACCUG
Etheostoma cragini (Arkansas darter) is the source of this 768-nucleotide messenger RNA. RefSeq names its product low affinity immunoglobulin gamma Fc region receptor II-a-like. The transcript is spliced from 5 exons. Lineage: Eukaryota; Metazoa; Chordata; Actinopteri; Perciformes; Percidae. Bases 39 to 764 code for a protein of 241 amino acids. Gene Ontology annotation, biological process: cell surface receptor signaling pathway. The record is from RefSeq and is a predicted model, not a curated record. Gene Ontology annotation, molecular function: transmembrane signaling receptor activity.